UCGAGUCAUAAUGAGCGGUCGCGGUAAAGGAGGCAAAGGACUCGGAAAAGGAGGCGCCAAGCGCCACCGUAAAGUGCUUCGUGAUAACAUCCAGGGCAUCACCAAGCCCGCCAUCCGCCGCCUGGCUCGCCGUGGCGGAGUGAAGCGUAUCUCCGGUUUGAUCUACGAGGAGACUCGCGGUGUUCUCAAGGUCUUCCUGGAGAACGUGAUCCGUGAUGCCGUCACCUACACCGAACACGCCAAGAGGAAGACCGUCACCGCCAUGGACGUGGUCUACGCCCUGAAGAGACAGGGUCGCACCCUGUACGGCUUCGGCGGUUAAGCGCCCAACCACCUGUAACAUCCUUUUAACCCAACGGCUCUUUUAAGAGCCACCCACAACUCCACAGAGUUAUUUCUAUGUCGUU
Lampris incognitus (smalleye Pacific opah) is the source of this 407-nucleotide messenger RNA. Its product is annotated as histone H4. Gene Ontology annotation, biological process: nucleosome assembly. Gene Ontology annotation, cellular component: nucleosome. The transcript has a single exon. The coding region runs from base 11 to 322 and encodes 103 amino acids. The record is from RefSeq and is a predicted model, not a curated record. NCBI's taxonomy places the organism in Eukaryota, Metazoa, Chordata, Actinopteri, Lampriformes, Lampridae. Gene Ontology annotation, molecular function: structural constituent of chromatin; DNA binding; protein heterodimerization activity.